Paramecium octaurelia is the source of this 1771-nucleotide messenger RNA. The record is from the annotation of a GenBank genome assembly. NCBI's taxonomy places the organism in Eukaryota, Ciliophora, Oligohymenophorea, Peniculida, Parameciidae.
AUGUCUAAUUUUUGGAGAGAAAUACAGAACUACUCAGGAUGCACAGAUUUCGAAUAAUUGCAAUAGUAUCUCAACAUCAUCUACAAAGUAAGUGCAAUAGCAAUUUUAGUUUGAAAUCCGAUUAGAAGACUUCCAAACUAUACAUCCAGUAUAUUUAGCAAAAUUAUUACAUUUACACUAAUUAGCCUUAUAAUAUUAUGAGCACUCCACUGAAGAAUUGACAGAGUAUGACAAGUACAUAGCAAAGUCAACCAUAGACAUUUCUGAAGAAGUACUCAUAUGCACUAUUCCUAGAUCCAAAUAAUAGAGAAGAGACUUAUACAGAGCAAGGUGAAUGUCAAGGCAGCUCAAAAAAAACUGGCAUUGGAAUUGAGUCAAAAAGAUAAAUUCAUGUAGAAGGUGGUAAACACCCAAUUAAUCUAAUGUUUGUAUUGUGACAAAGUAGUCACAACCGACUCCUAAUUUGAUUUGCACAUGUAAUAAUAUCACAAAAGGGAAUUUAACAAAAAAGAAGUCAACAUCAUCAAUCAAGCCAUGCAGAAUCAAUUAUUAACAUAGCAAUUAAGUAAUAAAAUUAUCUAAUAAAAUCAACAAAACUACUUAGCCCUAAACUAUCAACUUCUUUAAUUCACCAAAGAGUAACUCUCAAGAGAAACCACUGACUUUCUGUAAAAUACAAUGUAAGUCACUUAAAAAAUUAAAAACAUUGAUUAAACAUACAUCAAUAAAAUUAAAAGUUUGGAAGAAGCAAUUUAAAAUAAAUUAAAAUUGAUCUAACUCAAUGCAGAAAAAGAAGAAUAAAUUAGGGAAUAAUAAGUGAAAGAUAAAGUUACAUCUUUGGAAGAAUAAAUUUAAUAAGAGUUUGAAAAAUCAAGAUUUCAAUUCAUGAGAGCAAGAUCACAAAAUAAAAUGAAGACUAAUACAUUUGUACAGAGAUCAUAGGAAAUUCCACUCAAUAAUUCAUAAAUCCCUCAUUCUGCCAUCUUUCAAUCAUAACCAGGUUUCCACAGAGGCUAAACCACAAUGAAUAUCGCCAGUCUUGCUAACAUAGAAUAAGAUGAGCUAAUUGGAGAUUCUGAAAACCAAAAAUCCAAUUUGCUGCAAUUCAAAAAACAAAAUAAACAAGGUUCAGACUAAGAAUCACCUCAGAUUGACCAAUCUUAAUAGUUGUCUGAAUCAAUAUAAGCAAGCUAGGGCUUAAUUAAACCACCGCCAGAGAUAUAGUAAUAAUAGUCGAAAUUCUCUAAGCCAGUUCAGAAGAAUAGUUCAGAAUCUGAGGGGGAUUAAUAGGGUGAAAACAAUAAUGCAUAUAAUUAUGAUAAUGAUGAUAAUAUCGAUUAUGGUGCAUAAAACCUGGAAAUCUUUCGUAAUGCAAUUGAAACCUAGUAAAACAUGCUAUUUGAAUUGUACUUAUUUAUUGUUGAUUCUAUUUAGGUUGUUAAAUCGAAGUAGAGGCUUAAGACCAACGUGCACAGACCUAUAAAAAUAAUAUUAUAGAAAAAUUUUGGAGAAAAACAUCUAAUAAGAUAUCAAAGGAAUUGAGUAGAAUGAUGUUAAAGCUUUAAAGAAGAAAUAUGAUGAAUUAACUAAACAAUUAAAGGAAUAAUAGGCAGAUGUUGAAGAGAAAUUAUAAUUAUACUCAUUUAAUGAAGAAUCUCGUACUCCAGAGGAAGUCGAUUCGAGAAGGGCUACGCAAUUUUUAAAUAUUAGAUCAAGAAGAAAUACUGAGAAGCACAUUAGGAAUUUAUCCUAAAAAUGAUAUUUUAUUUUU